UAUAACUCACCUGUUCCCAGGUGAGAGUCUCUUUCUGAAGAGCAAGAGAUAGAAACUGCAGACAAUAACUAAUAGCUGCUGUAGAAAAACAAUCUCAAUAUUUUGAGAGCCAACAAUGGAGCCCCCCAGCAAUGAAGCAAUAGAGCAAGGGAAUUGUGCUUCUGAAAAUGAAUCGGGCAUCCUUGCCGUAGUCCAGAAGACUUUCCAAUGCCUGGAAUGUGGGAAAAACUUCCAAAGGGCCCCCAGCCUGUUGACUCACCAAAGAAUCCACACGGGCGAAAAGCCAUACCAGUGCUCCAAUUGUGGGAAAAGCUUUAGUCAGCGGUCAAGCCUGACCAUUCACCUGCGAAUCCACACAGGGGAGACUCCAUACAGCUGUCCUCAGUGUGGGAGAUGUUUCCGACAGAGCUCAAACCUGCUGAAACACGAGCAGCUCCACGCUGGGGUGAAGCCUCACCUGUGUGCCGAAUGUGGCAAGCGUUUUGCUCAGCGCUCAAACCUUCUCAUUCACCAGAGGAUCCAUACUGGGGAGAUGCCUUACCUCUGUUCCGAAUGUGGGCAGACUUUCAGGCAGCACCGGAGUCUGCUUAUCCACCAGAGGUUUCAUAGAGGAUAUCUGUCUUCAGGUUUCAACUGCCCCGAGUGUGGGAAAAGUUUCAUGCAAAGCUCCGACCUGGUGAAACACCUGAGAAUCCACACUGGGGAGAUGCCCUACAGUUGCCUACACUGCGGGAAAAACUUCCGCUAUGUCUCCAACCUCAACCGGCACAACAGAACCCACACGGGGGAAAAGCCGCACGCUUGCCGGCAAUGUGGUGAAUGCUUCAGCCACUUGUCCAGCCGAAACAUGCACGAGAGGAUCCACACGGGCGAGAGGCCCUACGGUUGUGCCGAAUGUGGAAAGAUGUUCAUUUCCAGCUCGAAGCUCGCACGGCACCUGAGAACCCAUGCCGAUCAAGUGUCCUAUAUAUGCUCAAACUGUGGGGAAAGCUUUAGUCAGUACUCACACCUUCUGAAACACAGACGGCUCCACAAAGCUCGGAGCUCCAGCUCAAAAAGAAAAGGGACGUGAAUGACAAACCGGUUGGAUUGAGAUGAGCUUUGUGGAUCAACCAGCAGGACUCGGGAUGGCCAAUGGGACUGAAGGCCAAAUGAAUCCAGAUUGAGUUGAAAUUGAAGGACCGCAUCACUGCUGACUCUUUAUGCUUAAAAAGCUGAAGUGUCGAUUAUAUGGAGAGAGAAAUCCAGUAAUAAAAUUCUUUUGUUUCCUCCUUUUUUCAA
Molecule: messenger RNA, 1281 nt
Organism: Anolis carolinensis (green anole)
Lineage: Eukaryota; Metazoa; Chordata; Lepidosauria; Squamata; Anolidae
Product: zinc finger protein 239
Exons: 3
Coding region: 116-1072 (318 amino acids)
Biological process (GO): regulation of transcription by RNA polymerase II
Cellular component (GO): nucleus
Molecular function (GO): RNA polymerase II cis-regulatory region sequence-specific DNA binding; DNA-binding transcription factor activity, RNA polymerase II-specific
Source: RefSeq, a predicted model, not a curated record